Hypoxylon trugodes is the source of this 1997-nucleotide messenger RNA. RefSeq names its product cytochrome P450. Lineage: Eukaryota; Fungi; Ascomycota; Sordariomycetes; Xylariales; Hypoxylaceae. Gene Ontology annotation, molecular function: oxidoreductase activity, acting on paired donors, with incorporation or reduction of molecular oxygen; heme binding; monooxygenase activity. The transcript has 5 exons. The record is from RefSeq and is a predicted model, not a curated record. The coding region runs from base 163 to 1674 and encodes 503 amino acids.
AAGAUGCCUACCUAGGUAUGGGGGGAGCUAUAAUCUAUAAGGGUCAAUUUGGCUCUAUAAAAGCCAUAUGUAUCCGACAAUAGCACGAAAGGAAACGGCAGGCCGAGUCCAAUUCAUAAUACUAUACUAUAAUUCACAACUGGACUUAAUCUGCGGAUAAAAAUGGCGUCGCAACUGGCAGGAUUUAUAUCUAUCUCCUUCCUAUCCCCCCUCAUAAUAGGCCUGCUACUUCUGCGUCUUGCAUACUCCCGUAUCUUAGCGUGGUAUCGACUCCGUCACGUCGACGGCCCAUGGCUUGCCCGUUUUUCAUACCUGUACAUGCUCUUGGUGACGCUUAAUGGCCAACAAUCCGCCAGCUACCGCGCACUCCACCAAAAAUACGGACCCAUCGUACGUAUUGGCCCCAACGAUAUCAUAAUCGAUGACCCCGAGAUCGUGCGGCGGAUGAACACGGCCCGAUCUAAGUAUGGGCGUUCGUCGUGGUAUGAUGCAAUGCGCAUGGACCCAUACCUUCCAUCGCUAUUCGCUAUACAAGAUACGGCUGCGCACGACAAGCUCAAGGCGCAGUUGUCAUUCGGGUAUGGGGGUAAAGAGAACCCAACAGUCGAAGACGGCAUCGACGAGCAGCUUGCGAGCCUCGUAGCGUUGAUCCGACGUAAGUACCUGUCGACGGACCAUGAGAUAAAGCCACUCGAUUUCGCCCUCCGGAUCCAAUUCUUCACGUUAGACGCUAUCACAAAGAUUGCAUACGGGAGGGCAUUCGGAUACCUGAACACCGAUUCGGAUGUAUACGGCUAUGUCGCAACCGCCGAAGCAGAGGUGCCCGUUCUUGUAGUGUGUGGCGACGUCCCUUGGUUAUCGCGAUUGCUCCACAAUAAGACUGUCCUCCGUCUUAUUGGACCUAAAACUACGGACAAAAAGGGAAUGGGUAAAAUGAUGGCGGUUGCCCAGGAAGUCGCCGGCGAGCGGUAUGGACCUAAUGCCAAAGACAAGCAAGACAUGCUGGGGUCGUUUGUGAGACAUGGCAUCAUGCAGCGCCAAUGUGAAGCCGAGAUUCUAUUCCAGAUUAUAGCCGGGAGUGACACAACAGCCACCGCCAUCCGUGGGACUUUGUAUAACCUUUUGACCUCACCAUUCGCUUAUUUUAGACUGCGGGAAGAGAUCGAUGCGGCUGCAGCGGAAGGUCGGAUUUCAUCACCGGUCAAGAAUGAUGAAGCAAAGGAGUUGAAGUAUCUACAAGCUGUGAUGUACGAAGGUCUUCGAGUUAAUAUCCCCUUUUCGGGGCUCUCUAUGAAGCAAGUGCCCCCUGAAGGAGACACAAUCCAUGAAAAAUUCAUCCCAGGGGGAACUCGCGUCGCCCAUUGUUUUCUAUCCACGCAACGCUCAACAACCAUAUACGGCCCUGAUGCCGAUCUAUUUCGACCGGAGCGCUGGCUGGAUAUCGAUCCCGAGAAACAUCGUGAAAUGACGCAAACAGCAGAGCUUGCCUUUGGCUAUGGCCGAUGGGGCUGUAGCGGCAAGAAUGUAGCGUUUAUAGAACUGAACAAAAUUUAUGUCGAACUGUUGCGGAACUUCGAUUUCCAGUUGAUCGACCCUAGGAAUCCUAUGCAAAGCACCAAUAGGAAUAUGUUCUUUCAGAAGGGUAUGUGGGUGAAAGUCACCGAAAGAGUUUAGCCAAUACUGCAAAUGACGAGAGGAACCCGGUACGAUGUGGGCAAUAUGAAGUCAACGACCUCGACUGUUAUGGAUUUCAGAUUGAAUAGUAGUACGGCAAUGUUCGAGAGGGGAAUAGCCAUUGAAGUGUUAAUCUCAAUGUAAGGGCGACAACCAUGGAUGAAUAGAGACAAAAAUACCAUUUUCUCGGGCUUGGUAGCGAUGUCGGGGGAAGUUCGACAGCUUCUAUGUAGUAACCCAAUCUAAUCUUCACUUUUAUCCACUAUCGAUUUUAUAUCCUCCUUAGGGAAAUAAAUAAUCCUGACAACUCUAGAUGUAGUAAG